AUGACGCCGUGCGUGCGCGACGGUGGCGGUGCGUGUGCGCAGAUGAACGAGUUCGGCGCGGGGUUCGCGGGCAUUCUGAGCCGCAAGGGGCGCGAGAACCCCACCUUCAACGACUGGAACGCCGUGCUUGUCGUCUACUGCGACGGCGGACUCUACGCCGGCUCGCGCGGCGCCUACACCGCCAACCUGACGAGACCGUUCUUCAUCGAAGGCCACGCCUCGCUCGCCAGCGUCAUUCACGACCUGCGGUUGCGCGGGCUGGGCUCGGCGCGCAAUGUGCUGUUCAGCGGUUGCUCCGCGGGCGCGCAGGCCGUGGCGAUGACGUGCGACGCCAUGGCGCGCGCGCUGCCGUCCGCCUCCGUCAAGUGCCUCAUGGACGCGGGAUUCUUCCUCGACACGCCGGACAUCCAGGGGCGGCUGACGUGGCGGCAGAGCGUGGAGCGGCUGUUCAAGUUCCACCGCAUGGGGUUCGGCAUUCCCCCCGCCUGCCGCCAAGCCCAUGCGAAGGAGCCAUGGAAGUGCCUACUCCCGCAGUACAACCUGCCCUUCCUGCGUACGCCCCUCAUGGUGGUCAACAGCCUGCAGGACGAGAUCGCCGUCAAGAUGACCUUCGCGCCGCCCCUCAUCAACGGCUCCGUGCGCAUCCAAAAGUGCAUGGACAACAGCCCGCUCUGCCCCGCACCCUACCGCACCGCACUCCACCUCUACCAGAGCCGGCUGGCGCGGACGGUGCUGGGGAUUCAGCGGGUGAAGCGGCAGCAGGGCGUGUGGUUCGAGUCGUUUCUGAUGAACUCUACAUCGCAUUGCUCUGCGGUGUAUGGGGAGUGGGUGGGCAAGGUGGACGUGCUGGGAAGGCAGCUGCCCAAGGUGGUGGAAGAUUGGUUCUUCCAUGGGCGGAGUGGCAAGGCUGGGGGGGCGGGUGGGUUGGUGGGGAGUGGUGGCGUGAAACGAGGGGGGAAUGGCACGGGGGCAGGUGGUGCAGGCGCGGGGGCGGGUGGUGUGGGGAAAGGUGGCACGGGGGCGGGUCAAAGGGGGAACAAAGGGGGGUGGGCGGGAGGGAGGCCUAUCCCCCGCCCACCGAAGGUCCCUGGCGUGCAAGCAGGCAGUGCAGGCGCGGGGAAGCUUCCCCCCAAGAGGGGGGCUGAUAAGAUGGGGGCGGGGGGAAGGCAGGGCGGAGAGAAGGGCGCGGGGGGAGCAGCAGGGAAGGGGCAGCAGCAUCAAGGGGCAGGAAAGAGCGCUGCGAAACGGCCAGGGACAGCUAUAGGGAGGGGGCCUGGAGUGGGGGCAGGAGCAGGGAAGGCACCGGGGGGUCAGGCAAAGGCACCGGGAGGGCAGAGAGGGGCAUUGUGGCCUGGUGUGAGGGGCGUUCGCGGCAAGGGGCGAGGUGGGCUGGCAGGGACGAGCAGUGAGGAGCAGAUGGGUGGACGGACGCAUAGAGGAAGGGGGGGGAAGAGUGGGAAGAGGAAGAAGGGGAAGGGCGGGAGGAGAGGAAGGAAGAGUGGGAAGAGGAGAGGAGGGAAGAGUGGGAGGAAAGGCGGAGGGAAGAGUGCGGGGAGGGGAGUAGGUAGCAAAGAGGGGGGAAGGCGGAGUGAGGUGCGUAACAGUGAAGCCAAAACGGUGACAGAGGAAUGA
Messenger RNA from Closterium sp. Naga37s-1, 1632 nucleotides. The record is from the annotation of a GenBank genome assembly. NCBI's taxonomy places the organism in Eukaryota, Viridiplantae, Streptophyta, Zygnematophyceae, Desmidiales, Closteriaceae.